Molecule: messenger RNA, 894 nt
Organism: Sordaria macrospora k-hell
Lineage: Eukaryota; Fungi; Ascomycota; Sordariomycetes; Sordariales; Sordariaceae
Source: RefSeq, a predicted model, not a curated record
AUGAAGUUUGUCUCUCCACUCUUCCGCUUCUCCUCCUUCGACACCUGGAUUCAGCAUUUCGAGAGUUUCAUGCAAGUUCUCAACCGGGACUUCGAGACCACUUCCACACACGAAUGCAGCACUUCCAUCCACCUUGCUCCCCUAGACUCGGAACACCCAAAGUGGUCACGCUCCGAUAUGCGCGCCCUUUCCAAGUCCAUCCUGUACUUUGAGUCCUGCCUCGACGCUGUCAUGCCUCUAUACCGGCGCACCUCGGUCUUCGCCAAGAGCAACCGGAACAACAAGCAAAUGGCCUACCUGACCAUUGCUGAGUGCUUCUCAUAUCUGGACUCCCUCAACGAGCGGAAACAUAUUGCGGGCGAAAUGGUCCGCUGCGAUCCCAACUCAUCCACGGGCAGGGCCCUCGGCCAACGGUCUGACUUCCUUCACUCCGGCUACCGGUGGAACUUUCUCAACCUCGUGCACAACAAGUCUCGGGGCACCAUCGAGUUCCGCCAGCCUCCUGGCUCCACCACUUCCGGUGAAGCCAUCACUUGGAUCAUCCUUGCCAUGUGCUUUGCUCAGGUCGCUUGUGCGAAGGGUGACUCGCUCCGGCCCAAGGACCGCCCCAACGUACAGACGCUGGGCGAUUGGGUGCACAGGGAGGCGGUGCGUGCCGGCGUUCCUUCUGAGCACAGGAGGAGGCUAAGGCAGCUGUUCGAUGAUGCGAUGCCUAUCGUCUCAGACUCCAAGAAGGCCGACUUGGGUCUCGUCACAGCGGAGCCGCCGAUUACAGUGCUUGAUAAGCAUGGCUUAAUCUGGAGAGAGAAGGGUGAGAGAAACGUGGCAAUGGAGAAAUAUUGGGGUUUUUUUAUGCCAGAAGUGACUAAGUUCGGAGAUUCUUCGAGGCUUUAG